Molecule: messenger RNA, 4608 nt
Organism: Stylonychia lemnae
Lineage: Eukaryota; Ciliophora; Spirotrichea; Sporadotrichida; Oxytrichidae
Source: the annotation of a GenBank genome assembly
AUGUUAAGAGGAUUUGAAAAUAGUGUAGAAUUUAAAUAUCCCAUUAGUAGGGAAUAACUAUGUGAGGAAACAUCUGACUCAUACAGAUUUUAUGUGAAGACCAGGAAAUUUGUAAGUGACUGGGCUGAAGAGCAAUUACUCAAAAAUCUUGAAGAAGUUAGUGGGAAUUUAAGCUGUGCAAAUAAGUUUGGCAAGAAGGAUGCUAAAAAAUGGCAAUAUAUAAUGGAUAAUGACAACUUUGACUUACUAUACUCUAUCAUAUUCUAUCUUGAAACAACACCAACAUCUGUUCGAAAGGAAGUCAUAGAGAUGCUUGUGAAAGGCUUGAAAGCUUUACUUAAAAGCUUAUAUGCUAAUGAGAUAUUACAAUAGGAGGAAAUGGAAAUGAAAAGACCAAGUGGUCCUUCUAACGAUAGAUAGUAUGAUAUAAAUAUCUAUAGAAACAGCUUGAAAGCUUAUGUUUACCUCAUAACUUGGUUCCUUUAAGACAAUAGUAGAUUAAAAGAAACAAAAGAAAAUCAGCAAAAAUCCAAGAAAAAAGGUAUCUAGAAUUAAAUUAUCUAGAAAAAUACAAGGAAUAUAAAUUAAUUAGAAAAGAUCCAGACAUUAAAUAAUGAAAUUCAAUUAUUGUCCACUCAAGCUUUAUAAUAAUUAAAUGAUAUCCUAGAUUAAGAGAUUCAAUUCCUUUGGUAUUAGUAAAAAAUUGAAGAGGAUUUUGCCAAAGUAUUUUUGAAAACUGGCUUUGAAUUAUUAGAAAACCCAAAUAAUACAAAGAUAUAAGAUAUUAAGGAUUUACUUUUUAUGAUGAUGCAGAGAUGUAUCUAAAAAUUCGCUAAUGAGGUCAAAUAUAUGCAAAGUUAAAACUCAUCUAAGAUUAUUGAUUUACUUUAUACUUAAGAAAAUCUUGCACCUUAUAUGGCAGAAUUCGUAGCUCUAGUUGCUGAAAAAUAAGGACCUUAAAUGCCGUGUGAUAUUAUAAGAGAGUUAACAAAUUAGAUCUUUAACAAUGAUAGUUCUCAUGAGACAAUAGGAAUCAAAAAUGUGAGUAUAUUUUUAAAAAAACUCUCAAAGUUAUCACCAAGAGUGAUUUACUAGAAUAUAAGUUCACUAUUAAGUUUCUUUGAUUGUGAAUCUUACCUUCUUAGAUAAGCAAUUAUAAAAAUUUUAGCUAAUAUCAUUCAGCUAGUCUUAACAACUGACAGUUGUGAUUAGAAUGCUUAGAUUAUGUUCAAUAAAGCCAAAGAUAAUUUUUUGAAUUUACUCUUAAGGAGAUUUUGUGACAAGUCAGCUUAUUGUAGAGCUAAAGUCAUUAAAGUGUUUAAAAGAUUAACUGAGUCAAAUGUAGUACCUAGAUUUAAAUACUUUGACUUAUUGAAAUGUGUUUAAGGUAGAUUAAAAGACUAAACAACUCAUGUAAGGAAAAAUGCAUUAAAGCUCUUCGGCUAAAUUAUAGUUAUCUAUGGCAUGAUAUUCAAUGUUGAUUUGAAAAAAGGGGACAAAUUUCUAGAGAUCAAGGAUAUCAUAUCGUAAAAAGAAGAGAUUGUAUAGGAUAGAUAAAAAGUGUAAAUAUAAUGCCAAGAAAUCGAAAAAGAAGAACAGAGAGCAAAAAGAAAAAUCAUAGAAUAGUUGAAUAUUUAGGAUGAAGCUUCAGCCUAGCUUGCUUUACAAAGUAGUCCUGAAUACAUGACUAUAGCAAAAAGAUUAAAAGAUACUUUUGAACUUUACCAAUAAACUGAAUAUAUUUACAAAAGUUUGCAAGAGUAUGAAGAAUUUAUUAAAAGCGUGGAUGAAUCAAUUUAAUUUCUGACACUGUUACUUUCAAGCAAGACAAUACAAGAUACAAUAGAAACAAUCAAAGUAUUUAGGCUGCUUUAUUAAUUUGGUAUCAAAAGUUCUAUUAAUGGUAUUAAGAGAAUGCUAACAUUGAUAUUUUCAAAAGAUUAGAGUGUGCAGCAGGCUGUUUUUGAAUGCUAUAGACUGAUCUAUUUUGAUCAAAGCUACUAAGUUUAGGAAAAAACGAAAAAUCUCUUGAGUUUAGUUAUCAAUGCUAAUUUAACUGAUUUAACAUGUGUUGAGGAGUUAAUGAAAAAGUGUGUUACCUAAGAAAUAUUUGAAAAAGAGAUUUAUAACACACUUUGGCGUUACUACACACAUCCAAGUAAGGCUUUGACCAAAUAACCUCAUAUUUCACCAGAACUUUAGCAAAAGUAAAGAAUAUAGUCUAAAGAAGAAUAAAGGGCUUCAAUAUAGUUGUUGAGAAUGCUAGGGUCAUCAAAAAUCGAUAUUUUAAUAUCAUAAAAGGACAAUCUAUUUGAGUACUCAGAGAAGUUUGCUAAAUUUGAGAAACCUGAUUUUAUUAUAUUGAAAGAAGCAUUGUUGAUAUAUGAGAAAAUUAUAAUUUUCUAAAUGACUGAUGGCUCAAGUAGAAAGAAAAAUAAAAAAGAAUAGCCAAAAUAGUUGGAAGAUAAAGAUAAAAGCUAUUUAUUCAAGCUAUUUGGAGUAAUUAUUAAUACAUUUGGAACAGAGGAUCAAGAAUGGUUUUGCGCAGCCGAGCAAAUUCUAAAUACUUUAUUUAACAUUAAAGCCAGAAAUUCUCCUGACUAUGCCAAAUUUUUAAUUCAAGCUUUAACCAGAAAAUUAUAUACAAAAGAAAAGCAUCAUAUGGAUCAAUCUCUAAUAGAAGAAGAAAUAAAAGACAGUUAAAUGGAUAAUGAACCUAUUUCUGCAAAUAAUUUACAAACACUCAGAAAUGAUAUUACAGACUUACACUAUGCUUAAAUUUUCUUCGUUGUUGGUCAUGUAGCUAUUAAAAUGCUUACAUAUAUUGAGUAAAUUGAUUGUGAACUGAAAAGAUGCGUCUCUGACAGUUAUCAAUAAAAAAAUUAAGGAAAAAAUAGUCAAUUUUUUGAUGAAGAAAAUAAACAAGAAGAUGAACUAGAUUAAAUAAGUGGGGGCUAAGAAGCUGAAAUCGAAUAAUAUUCAUUGAUACUUCAAAAGAUUACAGAAGAGUCUCUUAUAUAAAAUGGUAUGCUAGGAAAAUUUCUGCCUCCAAUAAUUAAUAUAUCGACUCUUGCACUUUAAAAGUAUGAUUAACCCGAUGCAAAGAAAGUACCUCAGAUAUGCAUGCUAGAGAGAUCUGCAAUAUUAAGUCUUUGUAAAUAUAUGUGUGUUUCUUCAAAGCUCUGUUCUGAAAAUAUAGAUUUGUUAUUUAAAAUCCUCAACUCGAAAAUCGAUUAUGGAGUUAAAGCCAAUAUCAUUAUCAGUAUCGGAGAUUUAUUCAAUAGAUUCCCCAAUAUUUUGAAUGAAAAAACAAAAGAUAUUUUCAAUCUACUUAGAGACAAUGAUAUAUAUGUUAGAAGACAAGCUCUAAUGGUAAUUACUCAUCUAAUUUUGAAUGAUAUGCUUAAAUUAAAGGGAGAAAUUGUUGAUAUUUGCAUGUUAUUAGAGGAUCCAGAUGAUAGAAUAAAAGAUCAGGUUAAGUUAUUCCUACAUGAACUCCACACAAAAGCAAAUCAAGUCAUUUACAACUUAUUUCCUAAAGCGAUAAGUAGACUAUCAAAAGAAUAUCAAGAUCUUAGAAAAGAUGAGUUUGAAAACAUUGCUAAGAAUCUCUUAUCACAUAUUGAUAAAGACAGACAGACUGAGUCGAUAGUAGAAAAGUUAUGUUAAAAACUUAAAAACUCGACAAGUCCAAUUGAAUGGAGAAAUACUGCGUUUUGCCUAUCUUAAAUGAAGUAUAGUGAGAAAAUAUUCUUGAAAUUAUCUGAUUAAUAUGAUAACUACAAAGAGCGAUUGAACUAAAGUUUCGAAGUUAAAGAGUACUUUUUGAAUAUAGUAGCUUAAGCAAAGAAAUUUCCUAAGCCUGAAAUGAAAAAGUUAGUUGAUGAGUUUGAAUUUAAAAUUAAUGCUGACGAAAAUACUCAGCAAUAAAUGAAAAAUCAAUAGAUCCUGCUUAAUCAUAAGGCUAAUCUAAACAAGCAAAAGAAUAAAAAGAAAUAAGUAGAAAACGGUGAUACAAAUAAUGAAGAUGUAUAGAUGAGAAAUGAACCAUUUAAUCCGAAAAAAAGAAGCAGGCAGGACAUGGAAAAGUAAACCUUUGCUGAUAAUAUGCCAAAUGAUGGAGUCAUGGGAAUGAGAAAUAUGCUAAAAACAAAGAAGAGUGAGAAUUUAAUGCAAAAUUAGGUUUAAUUAUAAGGAGGAAUGCCUUAGCAAAAAGUUAGUUAGUAAAUAUAAUAAAAUAAGCAAGGAUAGGUUCCAGGUUUCUUAGUUUACCAACAAUAGCUUCAACAAUAACAAUAAAGGCAAAAUCAUCCAAAUUAAUAACAAUUUAAUAACAAUACAAAUCAUAACUAGCAAUAGCAACAGUAAAAUCAUGUAUAAUUAAGCCCAUAUUAGCAGCAAUAAGCCUAUCUUCAGUAAUAAUAGCUAAUUUAGCAGUAAUAGUAGCAACUUUUGCUUGCUUAAAAUCCUUAAUUUCAAAUGUUGACUCCUUAAUAGCAGCAAUAAUACAUAUAGAUGUAGUAAUAAAUGCAAAUGAUGCAAGAUCAAAACAAUCAAUUGCAGUUAGAGGAUGAAGAUGAAUACGAUGACGAAGAUUCUGACUCUUGA